Molecule: messenger RNA, 1598 nt
Organism: Carassius gibelio (silver crucian carp)
Lineage: Eukaryota; Metazoa; Chordata; Actinopteri; Cypriniformes; Cyprinidae
Product: four and a half LIM domains protein 3
Exons: 6
Coding region: 190-1026 (278 amino acids)
Biological process (GO): actin cytoskeleton organization
Cellular component (GO): stress fiber; Z disc; nucleus
Molecular function (GO): transcription coregulator activity; actin binding
Source: RefSeq, a predicted model, not a curated record
GCAAAUGUCUCGCUCAGUGGGAGGAUCAGCUCCGUGUGACGUGCUUCAUGGGAAAAACUGCAGUAACACCACAGACAGACUUUACACACUGUGCACAGGGCCAGAUCAGCUGGACUCUUCAACACCACGGACUAAAGUGCAUCUCAAUCUGUUGACUGUGCUGUAUGAGUCAGAGAGGAGCGGAGCGUCAUGUCGGAGCCGUUCGACUGUGACAGCUGUAAGGAGUCUCUGUAUGACAGGAAAUACAUCCCUGUGGACAAUGUGCCCCACUGUGUCCCCUGUUACGACCGUCUGUACGCAAACACCUGCCAGGAGUGCAAAGAGCUCAUCGAACACAACUCACGGGAGCUGUAUUAUGAGGACAGGCAUUAUCACGAACACUGUUUCCGCUGCUCGCGCUGCGACCGUUCGCUGGCGGACGAGCCGUUCACCUGUCAGGAAGACGCCCUGGUGUGUAACGACUGUUACUGCAAUGAGUUUUCAACUAAAUGUGUGGCCUGUGGGAAGACAGUGAUGCCAGGCUCUAAGAGGUUGGAGUACGGAGGCUGCGCGUGGCACGAGGAAUGCUUUGUUUGUUGUGGUUGUGAGCAGCCCAUCGGGGCCCAGUCAUUCGUCCCAGAUAAGGGCGAGUACUACUGCACGCCCUGUUACGAGAGACGAUUCGCCCCACGCUGCGCCCACUGCAAACAGAUCUUGGUUCAGGGUGGUGUUACAUAUAGAGACGAGCUCUGGCAUAAAGAGUGUCUCCUGUGUACGGUUUGUAAAGUGCAGCUUGCCGGACAGCCUUUCACAGCACAGGGUGAAGAUCCAUAUUGUGUGAAGUGCUUCAGCAACCUGUACGGCCAAAAAUGCUCUGGCUGCGACAAACCCAUCACAGGUUUUGGAGAAGGGAAGUACAUCUCGUUUGAGGAGCGUCAGUGGCAUCAGCCAUGUUUUAAGUGCUCUGAAUGUUCUGUCUCUCUGGUCGGAGCAGGAUUCUUCCCCAAUGGAAAAAAGAUUAUCUGCAAAAGCUGCAAUGCCAAAUAACCCACAGAUGAUAACAGACCUUUGUGUAUAUAAAUACAUUUAUGAAACAUCUGACAUCAUUUAAACAUGAAAUGUAUGAUGUACAUUAAUGUUUUGUUGUUGCAUUCUCCCAAAUCUGGAUUAAAAAAAUCUCUUAUAUUGAAGGAUAUGUUUGAUCUGGCUGAAGAAUUUUAAACUUUAAAUUAGAAACUCAAAUCAUUUGAACCAAGCAUGAGUACACGCCAAAGGCUUAGUUUCCUGAGAUGUUGUUUUUGUCAUUAGCCUUUUGAAUUUACAUCUGAGAAGUUUCCCAUGUGUUUGCAUAAACUUCAGGCCUUUAAAUUUCCUCCAACAGCAACAUUCCUCAAAAAGAUUUGCAUUUGAACAAAAUACACACACUGACCCAAAUGAUUGUUAAUAUGGGAAGUCCUGUGCUCGACAAGAUGCAACGCUCAAGGAUUGAAUCAUUUAAUGAUGCAUAUUGACAAAAAAUGUUGUUUGUUAAACACAGUGAAUUUUACAGUGCACUAUUUUAUUGCACCAAUGUAUGCUUUAAAUAACUCUCACAUUAAAUAUUUGCAUAUUAAUCCCUA